Microtus ochrogaster (prairie vole) is the source of this 1381-nucleotide messenger RNA. RefSeq names its product cysteine rich protein 2 (gene Crip2). The record is from RefSeq and is a predicted model, not a curated record. NCBI's taxonomy places the organism in Eukaryota, Metazoa, Chordata, Mammalia, Rodentia, Cricetidae.
GGGCGAUCCCUGUAGACACCACCUCACUGUGGGGUAGGGGGCGCCAGGCCAGGCCCCUCCGAUCCUGGCAGGUGCGCCCCGCCUGCCGUGUGCUUUGCUGCUGGCGUCCUGGGGGGCGGGCUCCUGAGGCCCCGCCCAGGUCUCGGAGCCAAUUGACAUCCGGAGGCGGGCGGGGCAGACGCGGGCGGCGGCGCAGAGAGCAGUUCGGGUGGAGGGCGCGGACCUACCGAGCACAGGGACCAUGGCCUCCAAGUGUCCCAAGUGUGACAAGACCGUGUACUUCGCCGAGAAGGUGAGCUCCCUGGGCAAGGACUGGCACAAGUUCUGUCUCAAAUGCGAGCGCUGCAACAAGACACUGACCCCGGGGGCCCACGCUGAGCAUGAUGGGAAGCCCUUCUGCCACAAGCCCUGCUAUGCCACACUGUUUGGACCCAAAGGCGUGAAUAUAGGGGGUGCUGGUUCCUACAUCUAUGAGAAGCCCCUGGCUGAGGGCCCUCAGGUCACUGGCCCCAUCGAGGUCCCUGUGGUGCGAACAGAGGAGAGGAAGACCAGCGGACCGCCCAAAGGUCCCAGCAAAGCCUCUAGUGUCACUACAUUUACGGGGGAACCCAACAUGUGUCCUCGAUGCAACAAAAGGGUGUACUUUGCCGAGAAGGUGACCUCUCUGGGCAAGGAUUGGCACCGGCCCUGCUUGCGCUGUGAGCGCUGCUCCAAGACGCUGACUCCCGGUGGGCAUGCUGAGCAUGACGGCCAGCCCUACUGCCACAAGCCUUGCUAUGGAAUUCUCUUUGGACCCAAGGGAGUGAAUACCGGUGCUGUGGGCAGCUAUAUCUAUGACAAGGACCCUGAAGGCACAGUUCAGCCUUAGAUCUGCAAAUGCUGUCCUCAGGAUCCCUUACUUGGCCCUGAGGGAAAGUGACCUGCUGCCUAGUCCUGCCUCAGUGUGUCUUGCCUGCAAACCCCAGGUCCUAAGUGGUGGAGGAGGAAGCCUCCUGGGUAGUCUCCAGAAUAGCCCAGAAUUUCAGCCCUAUUUCUUUGUUACCUCGGCAUGUCCUAUGCUACCCACUGUCCCCUUUGUGUCUGUGCGCCUCCAUAGUCCAUGUGUCCUGUGUCCCUGUGCCCAGUAUUCUCUCUGUCCGUGUCCCCAUGUCCCUGAUAGCUCUCCGAGGUGGCUAUCCUAUGCUAUCCCUAUGCCCACACCUGCCCACCAGUAUUAUUUAUGCUCUGCUUGCCGGUGAUGGCAUGAGCUCACAGCAUUCCCGGGGUGGCAGCACCUCUGCAAGGAGCCCGCUGCUGGUUCCCACACUGUUCCCUACCUACCCCUCACGUGGUUCACAGCUACGGAGACCUUUGCUGUCAAUAAAUGGUUUGGUUUGAGGAU